This is a messenger RNA of Cannabis sativa, 2013 nucleotides long. RefSeq names its product abscisic acid 8'-hydroxylase 2. The transcript is spliced from 10 exons. NCBI's taxonomy places the organism in Eukaryota, Viridiplantae, Streptophyta, Magnoliopsida, Rosales, Cannabaceae. Gene Ontology annotation, molecular function: monooxygenase activity; heme binding; oxidoreductase activity, acting on paired donors, with incorporation or reduction of molecular oxygen. The record is from RefSeq and is a predicted model, not a curated record. Bases 198 to 1799 code for a protein of 533 amino acids. Gene Ontology annotation, biological process: multicellular organism development; brassinosteroid biosynthetic process; brassinosteroid homeostasis.
GGGCAACUGAAAAAUUUAUACCACUUAAAUCAACAAUAUAUAUAAUUAUAAUUCUAUUACUUCAAUGGAAUGACUUGCUAAUAAUUCAUUUCCAAAAUGGCAAAAUCACAUGAUUAAUGCCCAUGUCGGCCAUUUACAGCCUCGUCAACAGUACUACACCACAUCCGUCUUAUAUUAAAAUUUAAUGGGAAGAAUCCAUGCUCAACAGAUUACUAUGUAAUGUUAUAUAUAUAUACAUAUGUACUGCUGAACAUCAUAUAGAAACUUAUUUCAUGAGUAAAAAAAUGGCUACACUUUUAUUGCCUAAUAACUAUGAAGUUUGCCUUUGUUGUUACACCUUGAUAGUUUUAGUGCCUUCUUUAUAUCUAAUAAACAGAUUUGUGUUAAAGAAAAUAAAGGAUCGUAAUUAUCAACAUCAAUCCACAUGUGACAUUCCUCCUGGCUCUCGAGGUCUACCAUUUAUAGGAGAAACUUUACACUUCAUGGCUGCCAUCAAUAGUACCAAAGGAUUCUAUGAUUUCGUUAGAGUUCGCAGCUUGAGGUAUGGGAAUUGUUUUAGAACCAACAUAUUUGGGGAAACGCAUGUGUUUGUUUCGAGCACUGAGUCAGCGAAAGCGAUUCUGAAGAACGAGUCAGGGAAGUACAGUAAAAGAUACAUAAGGUCGGUAGGUGAGUUGGUUGGAAAUGAAAGCCUUCUAUGCGCUUCACACCAACAACACAAGCUGAUACGCAGUCGUUUAACCAAAUAUUUGUUAUCGACUGGGUCUUUGUCUAUGUUCCUUAAACAGUUUGAUGAGUUAGUUAUUCAAAACCUUACAGCCUGGGAGCAUAGAGCAACCACUGUUGUUCUACACGAAGCACUUAAGAUAGCUAGUGAAGCGAUGUGCAAAAUGUUAAUGAGCAUAGACAAUGGGCCUAAACUAGAGCUUUUGAGGAAGGAAGUCAUUCAUGUUUGCGAAGCUAUGCUUGCAUUCCCACUCAGAUUUCCAGGCACCCGAUUUUAUAUGGGUCUUCAGGCAAGAAAAAGGAUAAUGAGCAUGAUUGAGAAGGAAAUUAGUGAAAGGAGAAGUGGUUUGGGAGUGUGCCGUGAAGAUUUUCUUGAACAUUUGUUGGGAGAUGAUGACCAUAAAGGGUGUCAUGAUGAUGCUACAAAUACAAAUAGCUCAACAUUAUCAGAUGCAGAGAUUCAAGACAACAUCCUAACCAUGAUCAUUGCAGGUCAAGAUACAACGGCUAGUGCUAUCACAUGGAUGGUCAAAUACUUGGAUGAGAACCAAGAGGUCCUUCACAAACUAAGGAAUGAACAAUUUCAAGUGGCUAGCAAAACACCAACCGGGUCGUUUCUCACAUUGGAAGAUCUAAACGACAUGCCGUAUGCAUCUAAGGUUGUGAAAGAAUCCUUAAGAAUGGCAUCAGUAGUACCCUUUUUUCCAAGACUGGCUCUCCAUGACUGUGAGAUAGAAGGAUUUAAAAUACAAAAAGGAUGGAAUGUUAAUAUUGAUGCUAGGGCAGUGCAUCUUGAUGGUACAGUGUACAAUGAUCCAAGCAAGUUCAACCCUUCAAGAUUUGAGGAUGAAUCAAAGCCUUAUAGCUUCUUAGCUUUUGGGAUGGGAGGGAGGACAUGCCUUGGAAUAAACAUGGCUAAAGCCAUGAUGCUUGUUUUUCUCCACCGCCUUAUCACAACCUACAGGUGGAAGGUGAUUGACCAAGACUCAAGCAUUGAGAAGUGGGCAAUGUUUUCAAGACUAAAAAGUGGGUGUCCAGUGAUAGUGACACCGAUCACAUACGCAUCAGCAUAAACAAUGUUGGAUGCUAUUGUGUAAUUAGAUAUGUAAAUACAAGCAGCUCAAUUCUGAAAACUGCUAAUUAAGAGUGUUAAUUUUUUUCUUUUGGGAGGGACAAAUGCUUAAUUUCGUGUAUGUAACUUUUUUUUUUUUUUGCUGAGACUCGUGUAUGUAACUUAUUGGGCAGUUCCAUUAGUUGAAAUUAGAUAGGGUACUGUUUUUAUAUAAA